CUCGUGGAGAAUGUAUGCGGCGAAGCAAGGACAAAGCGAAGCUGCGCUUGCCUAGAAGAGCGAGAGGUGAGAUUGGGCAAACGCCCCUGCUCAGACUCAGAACCCUUCCAGAAAUCUAUCACUGCGUCUUCUAGCCCUGCCUAGCACCUCCAAGUAUGGCCGAACCACCUGCACCUACCGGUCCGGGGCCGACGACAAGGGACUUGGAGGCUGCGAAGGCAUUCGGCCUUUCCGUAAACGGAUUGACACCAGUCGACAUCGGUAAAGUUGGACUUCCAGGCGAUCUCUAUCUUACACAUGGCGAUGUUGGGCCCACCUUACCAGCAAUGCCAGAUGACAUCCUAUUUCAGAUCUGGUGCGAGGUGGAAGACCCACGCUCCUUGGUCAAGACUUGCCAAAGACUGUAUAGUCUUAGCCGUUUGGUGGAUCUGCGAGCACAGUGGCUGCUCAGUCGCUACGAAGCGUACGAGGUCAUUUACGAAGGCAUCUGCCGACCACGACUCUUUGAUGCCUGGCUAUUGCGAACGCUCCUCAACAGAGGUGCGAAGCUGUCGCGCGCUCUCGUACAGGAGGUGGCAUACCGGUCGGUGUGUCAUAUCGAGCACGAUUGGAAAAGUGAACAAUGCGGCGUGAACCUGCAUUGGGGAACCAAAUUGUCCACUCCGGCAGUAUAUGCGGUCUUGAACGAAGGUUACAGACUAUAUGGUAGCAACGUCAACUUAAAGACACGCGAUAACGACAUCUUCUGUGGCGCUCUCUACGCCCAAUCCGCCAAGUCGUUGGCCGAUCUCAAAGACCUCUUCGAAGACUACAAUACCGCCCCACCAAGUUUAUGCCCCUGCCUGCUUGCGGAAACAUGGCCGUUCGGGCUGGGCUGGUAAAGACUAUGGGAAAAUACGGAACUCCGCCUCAGGGACAUUGGCUCGCAUACGUCACACUUCUAGGACGCCCUGCCCUUGCGCUGCACUUAGCACGGCAGCGC
This is a messenger RNA of Ceraceosorus guamensis, 982 nucleotides long. RefSeq lists its product as hypothetical. The coding region runs from base 156 to 881 and encodes 241 amino acids. Lineage: Eukaryota; Fungi; Basidiomycota; Exobasidiomycetes; Ceraceosorales; Ceraceosoraceae. The transcript has 4 exons. The record is from RefSeq and is a predicted model, not a curated record.